Molecule: messenger RNA, 2114 nt
Organism: Cajanus cajan (pigeon pea)
Lineage: Eukaryota; Viridiplantae; Streptophyta; Magnoliopsida; Fabales; Fabaceae
Product: putative UPF0481 protein At3g02645
Source: RefSeq, a predicted model, not a curated record
CCUCACUCACCUUUCAUCAUAAACAUAACAUCAAAGAUUCAAAACUGUUAAAUUUUUGCAGCAUCAAGCUUUUCCAAAAAUAUCAUACUAUGUCUUCUCUAAGAUCCACCAUGUCAAAUGAUCAUUCCAAAUCAACCUUUGAUGAGCUCCGAUGGGUGAUUAACAUCCGCAAAACCCUUGAGGAGGAGCUUGAGGAAGAUGGUGAAUUUUCUGUAUCCAUCUUCAGCGUGCCAAAGCUCCUCAUGGCAAGUGAUCCAGACUCAUAUGUCCCUCAACUGGUUGCAAUAGGCCCUUACCAUUAUUGGCGUCCAGAGCUGUAUGAGAUGCAGAGGUACAAAAUUGCAGCAGCAAAAAGGUUCCAGAAGCGUCUACAAAGCUGCAAGUUGGAGAAUCUCGUUGACCAGUUGACCAAGUUGGAGCAAAGGGCUCGAGCAUGCUACCACAAGUUCUUGGACUUCAAUGGAGAAACAUUGGUGUGGAUGAUGACAGUUGAUGCCUCAUUCUUGCUUGAAAUCCUUCAAGUUUAUGCCGUGCAAGAAGGAGGAAAGCAGGUACCCGGGGUUUCCUCAAGCAUGUCUCAUUUGGUGGACUAUUCUGGGAAGAAAUCAGCCCAUAAUGCAAUUUUGAGGGACAUUGUAAUGCUUGAGAAUCAAAUCCCACUAUUUGUGUUGAGAAAGAUGCUGGAGUUCAGAUUCUCAUCACUAGAAGCUGCUGAUGACAUGCUGAGCUUGAUGUUUAUAGGGUUGUUCCAGGAGAUUUCUCCUUUCAAGCUGAUGGAGGAGUAUCCAAACACUAAAGUCUCACAGAGUGUGCAUUUGUUAGAUUUCUUGUAUGAUUUGAUAGUACCAAAACUAGACCAACAGGCAGACACACUAGAAAUUGAUGAGUUUCAACAAGGAGAUGAAGCAAAGGAAGGAAAAGAAGAAGCAAGCUCAAACUCAAGCCAAGUUAAGCAAUUCUUCAGUGAAAUAUGGAAGCUGCUCUCAAAGUUAAACAAAGGGCCAGUGAAGUUAGUCAAAAAGGUAAUUGUAUCUAAACCUCUCAAAGUCUUUGCUCAGCUUCCUUGGAAAAUAGUGUCAAACCUUCCAGGACUCAAGGUUCUGAAGCAACCUGUUGAAAACUUCUUUUUCUCACAAGAAAAAGGAGAUGAAAAAGAAGGUGGGGGUUCAAGCUCCAAUAAUCUCAUGAACAAGCCACCCUCGGUGGAGGAAAUCACUAUUCCUUCGGUUACAGAACUCAUGAGUUCUGGUGUUCGUUUUGUACCAACUAAGGGAACCAUAUCAAACAUAAGUUUUGAUGCAAAGACAUGCACGUUGUACCUUCCCACAAUUGGUUUGGACGUUAACAGUGAAGUUUUCCUGAGAAAUUUGGUGGCAUAUGAAGCCUCGGUUGCAUCGGGGCCAUUGGUUAUAGCACGUUACACUGAGUUGAUGAACGGGAUCAUAGACUCGGAGGAAGAUGCAAAGGUUCUGAGAGAAAAAGGGAUCAUUCUGAACCAGUUGAAGAGUGAUAAAGAGGUGGCUAACUUGUGGAAUGGGAUGAGCAAGUCGUUGAGAUUGUCAAGGGUGCCAUUGUUGGACAAGGUGAUUGAAGAUGUUAACAAGUAUUACAAUGGUAAAAUGAAGGUAAAAAUUUGGAAAUUCAUGAAGGUUUACAUUUUCAGUUCUUGGCAGUUUUUGACAUUCCUAGCUGCUAUUUGCCUCUUGCUCUUGAUGGCUUUGCAAGCUUUCUGCUCUGUCUACACUUGUAGUCGAUUUUUUAGUUCUGCACUAGAUCAUACCGAGUGAUUCAUGCAAUGAUGUUAUGUGUUAACAAAAUUUGAGUUUUUUUUUUUUUGUUAUAACCCAAUUAUUCAUGAUGUGACGUUGGUUGCUACAUAAACGAAUCUUUUGUGAUAAUGAUCAAAAUGAUUCGUGUCGUUUAAUGUCUAAUAUUUAAGGUUAGCUCAAGUUUAUGCUUAUUUUAUCUUAUUUUUUAAAUUCGGUUGUGCAUCUCUUUUGGCUGAAUUUGUAUAAUAUAUGCUGUUGAUACAACUUGGUCUAUUUAAUAAACUCGGCCAACCACUAGCCAAAGCCAUGCCAGGCUUCAGUAAUUUAGUUGUGCCUUUCAACGAA